AUGAAUAUUAAAGUUGUCUUUGAAAACAAAAUACAUUUGCUUCCCGCCUCACUCAAUAACUUUAAUUAAAUCAAAGAAAAUAUCAAAUGUCUUUAUCCAAAAUUAAGGAAAAAUUUUGAGAUAUACACUUAAGUUCUUCCAAGUUUUUAUUUUUAAGUAAAUUAGAAUAAACUCCAUUUAAAAUCAAUAAUGAAGAUCAUUUUAACUAGUUAAAAUAAUUAUAUGGACAUUUAAAAUUCAAAUUCAUUAUAAAAAAUUCCUAAUAAGACCAUUUAGAAUAAGAAGAAAUUCAAGCACUUAAUUAGAGUAUCAUAGCCCAGUACAAUAAUGGGGAUAGUAAAUUGUUUAAUAAUUUUAGAAUAAUUACAGGAUAUACAUUAGAAUUUUAAUGAUAUAAAUACAAAAUCUAAUUAAUAGAUUUAACAAUCCAAUAUUGAAAAGUUGAUCAUUGAAUUAGUAGACUAAAGGCUAGAAUUCUUUGGCUUGAUAAAAUAAGAAAUAUAACCUAUUUUUAAAAUGAAAAUUGAACAUAGUCCAUCUACAGUAUUUGUAAUACCAGGAAAAUAAUUUUUGUGGAGUGUUUGUUUAAGAAAUACUAGCAAUGUGAAAUGGUUGAAAGAAGAUGUAUAUUUAAAGUGCAUAGAAGGUUAAUUUUUACACUAAAAACUGUUUGUAUCAAUAUUAAAUAAAUUAGUUUAACAUUGACAUUCCAAUAAAUGAACUUUGCACAUUAGGUAUUAAAUUGAUAGCUCCUAAAAGAUUAGAUGAUUCUCCUUAAAUAUUUCAAGUAAUUAUAUAAAGAUAUAUGUUUUAGUUAUUUCAUUAAUAAUAACAUUUUGGAAAACCAAUUAUUUUUAAAUUAUAGCUUACAGAAAGUUUAUAAAAGAAAUAAUAAGCCUCUGUAUUAAAACUUGAAAUCUAGUUAUAAAAAAUAAAAUUACGUAAAGCGAAAAAAUUUUUUUAAAGAUUAAAUGGAUAUCAAAUUAGGUAAGAAGUAAUUCAACUAUGGCAUCAGAAACACCUUGAUUGA
Molecule: messenger RNA, 1030 nt
Organism: Paramecium pentaurelia
Lineage: Eukaryota; Ciliophora; Oligohymenophorea; Peniculida; Parameciidae
Source: the annotation of a GenBank genome assembly